Messenger RNA from Daphnia carinata, 1022 nucleotides. RefSeq names its product cell growth regulator with RING finger domain protein 1-like. NCBI's taxonomy places the organism in Eukaryota, Metazoa, Arthropoda, Branchiopoda, Diplostraca, Daphniidae. Bases 130 to 1002 code for a protein of 290 amino acids. The transcript is spliced from 5 exons. The record is from RefSeq and is a predicted model, not a curated record. Gene Ontology annotation, biological process: negative regulation of cell growth.
GCGGUGACUGGCUGUUAUUGUAGUAGGCUAUGGUUUGGAAAGAACAUUUUUUCGUGUUCGUUUUUUUAUUUUUUAUGCAGGCCUAACAUCGAAAUGCAUUUCUAGAACUGCCAAAUGUUAACGUGAAAAAUGCAAAUGCUACACAUUGCAUGCCAACUAACUUAUCUGGCAAUUGUUUCAAACUUUGGAUCAAUCUUCACUGUUCUGAUAUGUUGUGCAGCCAUGAUCCUUUUUAUCCGGCAGUUCAGACUCCACGAGUUUGAACUUGCUGUGACAUCAGUUGUAGAGGUAAAACAACCAGCCCAGGAACAGUUCUUAGCUAAAGUUGAUUUACCUUUUUCAUUGGAAAUAGGAAAAUUUGACACCAUUGGAUUAGAUAGCCAUAAUCUAACUUUGUACUCCACUAGCUCCUUCCCAUGCCUUUUUGUUGUUUGCAAAGAAAUGUCAGCAGACAAAGUAAGACUCUUGAUUAAUGAGCCAUGGCAAAACUUUAGUGGAAUAUUCACAACUGAAGAGAAAAUUUUACCUAAUAUACAGAUAUAUGCCAAAGAGGAUAUUCAUUUAUCCAAGCCUUUCUUAAUACAGAGUUCGAUUAGUCAAUUGCCCAGAUUGACGUACGCGUUUGUCACUUUUCACAUCAGAACCGAUGUUGAAUGUAUCGGAGAUGAGGAACCAGCAGCCAUAAUCACCAUACUCCAUAUCCCAGACCGUUAUUGCAACGUUCCGCCAACGACUUUGUGUCAAUACCUGAAAUUCAAAGGUGGUCGGGUAUUAAAUCUCAAGCCUUUGUAUUCACAGGAGAAUAAUAGUAGUACAGAUGAAGAUGGUUCAAGGCGGAGAUUUCUCAAGGAAGGCAAUGUCAACUGCAUUAUCUGUUGGAAUUUGCCGACUACCCAUGUUUUACUGCCUUGCAGACAUGCUUGCCUCUGUGCGAAUUGCUUCAAGCGCGUCGAAAAUUGCCCCGUUUGUCGCAGUCGUGUCAUUUCAUUCUUCGUAAUCUGAUACAAGUAGAUGUCGAGAAA